Oppiella nova is the source of this 1322-nucleotide messenger RNA. Lineage: Eukaryota; Metazoa; Arthropoda; Arachnida; Sarcoptiformes; Oppiidae. The record is from the annotation of a GenBank genome assembly.
UGUGAUAAAUGGCCAGGAGAUUAACACCUGUCCGGACAAGUGGUGUACGGGACAGUAUGCUCCCAAAUGCGAUGUUCAAUCCGAUCACUGCAAGGGAAAGGAUAUGAAAAUAUACAAAAACGCUACGAUAUGCGGAUGUUGUCACCUAUGUCUACGGGAAUUAAAGGUGGGCGAGGAGUGUGUCCAGGAUAUGGCCGGAUCCAUACCCGGCACCGUUUGCGGGCCGCACCUCAAGUGCGCGAAAGCCAAUAAGAAAAGCGUGUGCACUAAAAUAUCUGACAUAUUGGUGCCGUCGGGCAGGUCGUGCGAGAAGGAGGCGAUAGAAGUGAGCGAAAUAACGGCCGGCCCUCCGAAGCCAGACUGCGAUGAGUUCGGCGACUAUGCGCCCAAACUGUGCCGAAACGGGACUCUGUGCCAUUGCGUGGACAAAAAGGGGAACAGGAUCUUCGGGUCAGCCACCUAUGACAAGGCCUCUGACAUGGAUUGCUUGUGUUCGCGACAGUUCGCCGAAGUCAACGACCAGUUGUCUGCCAUGAACUUCAACAUCGAUCCCGUCUUCUUCCCGAAAUGCCAAUCCAACGGCAACUUCGAGCCCUUCCAAGUGGUCGACAACUAUACCUAUUGCGUGAACACCACCAAAGGCGAGGUGUUAGAGAGGGCUGUGGGCAAGCGAGACGUGGAUCAGUUGUCUUGUAAGAAACAGCGAUACGAUUACGUGAGUGAGUGCGAGAAGGAGUACAUGAAUGCCACCAAACAGAUCAGGGAGAGGGAGGACGAGGGCCAGUUGGUGGUGGGCUGGGAUGUGCCCAAGUGUGACAUCGACGGCACGUUCGCGCCCGUCCAGUGUCUCAACCAAUUCUGCUAUUGUGUCAACAAAAAGGGCGAGAAAUACAGAGGAACUCAAGUGGACAGGAAUGACAAGUUGGCCAUCAAUCAGACCUGCAAUUGUGUCCGCGAAAUGGAGUUAAUCCGCGACAUCGAGAAGAAGAGUUGGGACAAAGUGACGGAUCUGUUCGCGCAGUACCGGUGCGAACGGAACGGCAAUUAUCUGGUGCUCCAGUGCACGGAGUCCGCCUGUUAUUGCGUGAACCCCAACGAUGGUUCACAGAUACCGCCAUCACGGCUCAAGACCAAUGUCAAGGACAUCAGGAAGUUACCCUGCUACAAGGAGUACGAGCACAAGUACCAGGACAUCGACUUCCUACAUAAGACAUACCCCGAUGUCUUUUAAGCCAUGCAUGCAUUUAAGUGUUAUUUUGUUUGAUUUUUUGUGUCAAUUAUGUGUGAAUAAUGCGAACAAAUAAAAAACUUUUUUUAAUUAA